AUGGCGCUGGGCUGCCCCUCUUUCUCAAUCAACGACAUCCUCACCCGGGGACGUGACGCACGAGACAACAUUGCAACUUCACGGGAUCUGACAGAACUAUGUACGUUAAAGCUGGCCACCACCAACCAGGACCGGCCAACCGAGAGCAGGGAUGGGAGCUCGAGGGGCACGGGUUCAUCCACGUCGGACUGCAGUGAGGAGCACAACCGGGAUGAGAUGGAGAUUAAACACUUCCGCCAAGGAAAUAUUGGUUCCUCUCCCGGUUUGGGCGACAUCAGGAACCCCACAUCUGAGUCCGGUAGUGAAGAGUCCACUGGAGAAGAUGCGGAAUACAUGUCAUGCAGAAAAGGUACGUCACCCUCUCAGUCUGUCUAUAAGAUUAUUGAUAUCGACCAGGAAUCUAAAUGCAAUCAUGAUACAGGUUUGUUGUUGGAAUGCGAUUAUGCUGAUCAAUAGGCUACUGUAGGCUAUAACGCUUUGUCUCACCAAGCCAUAGCCAUAUACAGUGAGCAAACUGUCCGUAUAGGCCUACAGUGAACAAAAUCAAUUCCGCACUGAACAUACUAAAUUCCAUAUAUAAUGAAAAAAACUCAGUUCUGCUUGGUUAUUUCCAGGCCUACAUUUGAUAUGGCUUUCGAUUGUUUUUAUUUUGCAACCUCGGCUCACAUUUUCAUGCACAUCAAAUGUAUUCUUCUAUUACUUAUUACUUUGACAACUGUAAUCUAACAAAUCAGAUGAAUAAUGCAGGCUAUAAUAAUAGGCUGUAUAUAAUAAGAAGCAUGCUUAAUAAUCAGAUGAUUACGAGUAAAAUUAUAACCCCACUUACUGGCUUUGAACUUCUCAUUUAUUGAGUAAUAAAUGUGUUGGAGAGACAUAGACUAGCAUACGUUGUUGCUAUUUGAAACAUAAAGAGGUCGCGAAAUAACCCCAACGCCUUUUACUUGAUUCUUUCCUCCAAUACAGACAUAAACAACAAACAACUACCCAGUCUGGAUCAGGACAAACAGAGGGAGGAAGAGGAGGAUGAGGAGGAGAGAGAGAGUUGUUACAACACCGUAGGCCAACCCAUAUCUGGUAACAAGAAGCGCUCCCGUGCGGCCUUCUCCCACGCGCAGGUCUACGAGCUAGAGCAUCGGUUUAACGUGCAGCGCUACCUGUCUGGUCCUGAACGGGCGGACCUGGCGGGCGCCCUGAAGCUCACGGAAACCCAGGUGAAAAUCUGGUUUCAGAACCGGAGAUAUAAGACCAAACGGCGGCAAAUGGCGGCCGAACUAGCCGCCCGUAGCUACUCUACACCAGCCACACUGGCUAAGAAAGUGGCGGUGAAGGUCCUGGUUCGAGACGAUCAAAGACAGUACGGAGGGGAUGACCUGCCCAGUCCGCCUGCUCUGCCUCUCUACCCGGCCUACCAAUAUGGAUACUACCCCUACAUGUACUGCUUCCAGCCAUGGCUCUCUAGCAAUGCACUUUGUGGGAGCAUGCAUUGA
Molecule: messenger RNA, 1487 nt
Organism: Coregonus sp. 'balchen'
Lineage: Eukaryota; Metazoa; Chordata; Actinopteri; Salmoniformes; Salmonidae
Source: the annotation of a GenBank genome assembly